Vigna unguiculata (cowpea) is the source of this 1303-nucleotide messenger RNA. RefSeq names its product alpha/beta-Hydrolases superfamily protein. The record is from RefSeq and is a predicted model, not a curated record. NCBI's taxonomy places the organism in Eukaryota, Viridiplantae, Streptophyta, Magnoliopsida, Fabales, Fabaceae.
CUAGAACAGAGAAACGUGGCGACGAGAAAUGAGAUAUAGAAAGAAAGGGGGAGGGGUGAAUGGGUGUGGAAAAGAAAGGCCAUGGUCACAAGCACAAUGACGAUGAGCGUGUGUAUGACAUCAACCACCAUAACCAGUCUCUGUUUCCCUCGCUACCGCUCUCGCUGUCACUCUCCAGUUCAAAAUAAAAUCUAUUUCCCCCGUCGAUUCGUUUCCAAAUUAAACAUUGAUGCGGAGGACGAGGUUCAGACCCGCGUUUGGAAUUGGAGGGGUUACUCUAUUCGCUAUCAACAUUCUGGGAACAAUGGUCCUGCGCUACUUUUAGUCCACGGUUUUGGAGCUAACAGUGACCACUGGAGGAACAACAUUUCAGUUCUUGCUCAAUCUCACCGGGUCUACGCCAUUGAUCUCAUUGGAUACGGAUAUUCAGAUAAACCAAAUCCUCGUCAAAUAGGAGACCAUUCUUUUUACACUUUCGAAACGUGGGCCUCUCAAUUAAAUGAGUUUUGUCUUGGUGUCAUAAAGGAUGAAGCAUUCUUUUUAUGCAAUUCUAUUGGAGGAGUUGUUGGUCUUCAAGCAGCUGCGGUAGCACCACACAUUUGUCGGGGCAUUAUCCUUCUCAAUAUAUCUCUUCGUAUGCUUCAUAUAAAGAAGCAGCCUUGGUACGGAAAGCCUUUCAUCAGAUCAUUCCAGAGAUUGCUUAGGGAUACUGCUUUAGGAAAAUUCUUCUAUAAAACUGUUGCCACAAAAGAAUCUGUAAGGAACAUUCUUUGCCAGUGCUAUCAUGACACCUCCAAGGUGACAGAUGAGCUAGUGCAGAUCAUCCUUGGUCCAGGUCUGGAACCUGGUGCUGCAGAGGUAUUUCUUGAGUUCAUUUGCUAUUCAGGUGGUCCUCUUCCCGAGGAACUACUACCUCAAGUAAAGUGCCCGGUUCUGAUAGCAUGGGGUGACAAGGAUCCUUGGGAACCAAUUGAGAUUGGAAGAAAUUAUGAAAAUUUUGAUUCUGUUGAAGACUUCAUUGUCCUUCCUAAUGUUGGACAUUGCCCCCAGGAUGAGGCACCUCAUCUUGUGAACCCACUUGUAGAGUCAUUUGUGGCACGCCAUACUAAAUCCUCAUCCAGUACCUCAAUUGUUAAUUGAUUCACUAUUUGUCAGUUUGUUGAUGCUGCUCAACUCAUUGAAAUUGUGUACAUAUCUCCAUUGGCUUCCAUUAAGAUUGAAUUUCAUUUUUUGUAUAGUUACAAAUUGUGACCUGUUUAUGUGAGACAAUUCAUCUAAUAUGAUUAGCAACCUUGGAAUCUUA